CUUUUCCGUAGACAUCGAAAAGGAGCGGGCACUACAUUUCCCGUCAUGCCUCUGUGAGAAAGGCGCAGAGCGCACUAAAUACUGGGAUUUGUGGUUUCUUCCGGCUGCGCAUGUCUGCACCAACGCCGUAGAAGGAACUACGCUUCCCAUGACGCACAGCGAGGAGGGCGGGCAGAGGCGCGGGGGCGUGCCAGCGGCUGCCGGCAGCGUGGUAGUGUUUGUGUGCAUCAGGAGGCAGCCGAGGAUACCGCAUCAGCGCUCGCCAUGUCCGUACAGCUGGUCACCGCGAAGAUGGCAGAUGUGGAGCUGAAGGAGGACAAGUCAAAUGACGGGGCUCCGCUGGUCUCGGCUGCCAAUGCCGAACCCGACAACAACUCCUCCACCCCGCCGCUCAGCCAGCCGACGAAGGGGCUUCCCGCCUCGGCUCUGAAGAGAAGCGACCAGGCGCAGCGCCCGAGAGAGGGCGGAGAGGGCGCAGGGAGCCCGGAGGGCGCAAUCAGUGAGGCUCCUCGUACCGUCAAGAAGCAGAUCCAGUUUGCAGAUCAGAAGAGGGAGUUUAACAAACGCCCCACAAAGAUAGGGCGCCGCUCCUUGUCUCGUUCCAUAUCCCAAUCAUCAACGGAUAGCUACAGCUCUGCUGCUUCCUACACAGACAGCUCAGAUGAUGAGACUUCUCCGCGGGACAAGCAACAGAAGAACUCCAAGGGUAGCGGUGACUUUUGUGUGAAGAACAUCAAGCAGGCCGAAUUUGGGAGGCGUGAGAUCGAAAUUGCAGAGCAAGAGAUGCCUGCGCUGAUGGCAUUACGCAAGAGAGCACAAGGAGAAAAACCAUUGGCAGGAGCCAAGAUUGUCGGUUGUACUCACAUAACCGCACAGACUGCGGUUCUAAUUGAGACUUUGGGGGCAUUGGGAGCUCAAUGUAGAUGGGCUGCCUGUAAUAUCUACUCUACUCUAAAUGAAGUGGCUGCUGCCCUGGCUGAGAGUGGUGUUCCAGUGUUCUCUUGGAAAGGAGAAUCUGAAGAUGACUUUUGGUGGUGUAUUGAUCGCUGUGUGAAUGUGGAAGGCUGGCAGCCUAACAUGAUACUGGAUGAUGGUGGGGAUCUGACGCAUUGGAUAUACAAGAAGUAUCCAAACAUGUUUAAAAAGAUUAAAGGCAUAGUGGAGGAAAGUGUUACCGGUGUACAUCGCUUGUACCAGUUGUCUAAAGCCGGAAAGCUGUGUGUUCCUGCCAUGAAUGUUAAUGAUUCUGUUACCAAACAGAAGUUUGACAAUUUGUACUGCUGUCGGGAGUCCAUCCUAGAUGGUCUUAAAAGGACAACAGACAUGAUGUUUGGAGGGAAGCAGGUGGUGGUGUGUGGCUAUGGCGAGGUGGGUAAAGGAUGUUGUGCAGCCCUUAAGGCCAUGGGCUCCAUUGUCUAUGUGACUGAAAUUGAUCCAAUCUGUGCACUUCAAGCAUGUAUGGAUGGCUUUAGGCUUGUGAAGUUGAAUGAGGUCAUCAGACAGGUGGAUAUUGUCAUCACCUGCACAGGUAACAAGAAUGUGGUGACCAGAGAGCAUCUAGAUCGUAUGAAGAAUGGCUGUAUUGUCUGCAAUAUGGGGCAUUCCAACACUGAAAUAGACGUGGCAAGUCUGCGCACUCCUGAGCUGACAUGGGAGCGAGUUAGGUCUCAGGUUGAUCAUGUUAUUUGGCCUGAUGGGAAAAGGAUCGUUCUUUUGGCAGAGGGACGUCUCCUUAACCUGAGCUGUUCUACUGUCCCAACAUUUGUUCUAUCUAUUACUGCGACCACACAGGCAUUGGCUCUGAUUGAACUCUACAAUGCCCCAGAGGGUCGCUAUAAACAGGAUGUCUACCUGUUGCCUAAGAAGAUGGAUGAAUAUGUGGCCAGCCUUCAUCUUCCCACUUUUGAUGCCCACCUCACUGAGCUAUCAGAUGAGCAGGCCAAGUAUCUGGGUCUGAACAAGAAUGGACCUUUCAAACCAAAUUACUACAGAGAGCACAGUGUUGAGACCCAACUUGAAGGUCGUGCUUCUCCUGUGGACUUUGAGGAUGAAUAA
This is a messenger RNA of Nanorana parkeri, 2055 nucleotides long. RefSeq names its product putative adenosylhomocysteinase 3. Gene Ontology annotation, cellular component: cytosol. Lineage: Eukaryota; Metazoa; Chordata; Amphibia; Anura; Dicroglossidae. The coding region runs from base 265 to 2055 and encodes 596 amino acids. The record is from RefSeq and is a predicted model, not a curated record. Gene Ontology annotation, biological process: L-methionine cycle. The transcript is spliced from 17 exons.